This is a messenger RNA of Aspergillus caelatus, 553 nucleotides long. RefSeq lists its product as uncharacterized. The record is from RefSeq and is a predicted model, not a curated record. NCBI's taxonomy places the organism in Eukaryota, Fungi, Ascomycota, Eurotiomycetes, Eurotiales, Aspergillaceae. The transcript has a single exon. Bases 132 to 446 code for a protein of 104 amino acids.
CGACAGUGAAAUGCAGUGGAAAAUAUGGAACAGAAAGAGUGCUAAAGAGCUUGUCAUCUUACCUCGGAGGCGCGCACAAGCGAGCGGUAGAAUCAAAUUAGUUUAUUCAAAAGCGGUACAGUUCGCUGCCCAUGUCAGGCGCUGAAGCCAGAUGCACUUCUUUUUUUAGGUUUGUCGAUAUGCACUGUCGGCACUUAAGCGAGAAUUUAUUUUGCGUACUGUCACUCCGAAGCUUGCUUCGACCGUGUGCUGCGAUACCCCUUUGCGUCUGUCCUUCAGCAGUUGCUUUUGAAUUGUACCGGAAAAUCAGGGAAUUAGGCACUGAACGACAAAGCGAAGCGCUAGAAUCACAGAGCCACCGAUUGAACCGUAAGAAGUAUGUUACAAACAGAUCAAGUACUGAAGGCCUUGAAACUUUUCGUGAUAUGCAAGAAUUUUUGGUGUAGACUGUACAAUGCCACAAAGGGAGCUAGAAAGACAGGGCGGUGUUUCCAAUCAAACGACGUUAACCGCUGCGACGGCUUUUCGAUAGCCUGGGCUCUAUGCAAGAACU